Messenger RNA from Xenopus laevis (African clawed frog), 4626 nucleotides. It is a transcript of the gene dcp2.L, whose product is annotated as decapping mRNA 2 L homeolog. Gene Ontology annotation, molecular function: hydrolase activity; manganese ion binding; metal ion binding. The transcript has 11 exons. Lineage: Eukaryota; Metazoa; Chordata; Amphibia; Anura; Pipidae. Gene Ontology annotation, biological process: deadenylation-dependent decapping of nuclear-transcribed mRNA; nuclear-transcribed mRNA catabolic process, nonsense-mediated decay; mRNA catabolic process. Gene Ontology annotation, cellular component: nucleus; cytoplasm; P-body. The record is from RefSeq and is a predicted model, not a curated record. The coding region runs from base 173 to 1375 and encodes 400 amino acids.
CUCAUGCACUCUGACAUUAGUAGUGGCAUGAAUUACCUGUAGACCCUGUGAUGAAAUCUGGGGUUUUCCAGACUUCUUUCAGCAUCCAGAAGAAUAAGUGUCCAAGGCUGCGGCUUGACAACUAAAAGAAGUGAUCCCAAAAUAAAAAGGGUUUAAGAACAGUCAAAGGCAAAUGUGUCGGUUUAUUUUACACAUUCCUAGUGAAGAAAGAGACAAUGCUAUUAGACUUUGCUUCCAAAUCGAACUGGCCCACUGGUUCUAUCUGGACUUCUGGAUGCAGAACAUUCCAGGCCUGCCUCAGUGCGGGAUAAGAGACUUUGCUAAAGCAGUCUUCCAGCAUUGUCCAUUUUUACUUCCUAAUGGUGAAGAUAUACAGAGGGUUCUGAAUGAGUGGAAAGAAUACAAAAUGGGAGUGCCAACCUAUGGUGCCAUUAUUCUAGAUGAAUGCCAUGAAAAUGUGCUGCUUGUUCAAGGUUAUUUAGCAAAAUCUGGGUGGGGGUUUCCAAAAGGGAAAGUGAAUAAAGAGGAAGCCUCUCAUGACUGUGCCGCUCGAGAGGUUUAUGAAGAGACUGGGUUCGAUAUCAAAGAUCGCAUGUGCAAUAAUGACUACAUUGAACUGAAGAUUAAUGACCAGCUAGCUCGUUUAUACAUCAUUCCUGGAGUACCCAAAGACACAAAGUUUAAUCCAAAAACUAGGAGAGAAAUCCGGAACAUUGAGUGGUUUCCAAUCGAAAAAUUGCCUUGCCAUAAAAAUGACAUGACGCCUAAGUCGAAGUUGGGAAUGGCCCCAAACAAAUUUUUCAUGGUGAUUCCUUUUAUUAGGCCACUGCGUGACUGGCUUCAUAGGAAGUUUGGUGACUCCUCAGAUAGUGAUAAUGGAUUUGCCUCCGCUGGAAGCACUCCAUCCAAACCAAACGCUGAAAAAUCAAAGUCCAAAGUGUGCUGCAUUUCACAGUUCUCUGAACUAAAUCCAACUGACCAGGCCAUAAAAAACAAGCAGCCGCAAAAGCCAUGCAGUCAUCUCAACACUGCAGAAAUGCUAAAGAACAAGAAUUCAAACCUUAGGAACAAUGGAAAGAAGCAGCACCAAGACUCUCCAAACCCGAAGAAGAAAGCAAAUGGCGCCCAAAAUCAGCAAGUGAAGCAGCAGAUUAGUAUUUUGAAAUCAGAACGGAAGCUCAACCCUAGAAGACUUAAUGACACCUUUGGAGCAGACUCUGCACUUGACAUGUGUUAUCCCAGUGAUGAGCAGCAGUGCGACUCUGAAGAGGCUCCUGACACUUGCCAUGAGACUUACCAGUGCUCUUUCUCUUCACGAGCUUUCUUGAACUUUCACUUUGAUCGUGAUGCCAUCAUGAAAUCACUGGAUAUGUAACCAGCAGUUGCCCAAGAGCUUCAUUAUAGUCCCAUGUGGAGUCACAUGCCUUACCUUCCUCAGGGGUUUCAUGGACAUACAGGGAUGUAGUGUGUUUAGAUACAUGCUUUCCCAAGGACUACUUUUCGCCUUUUCUUAUUUUGGGUGGGUAGGAUUAAACUUCUUGCUCUGUUUUUUGUGCAGCUGGCAAUCAUCAGGAUUUUACCUUUCAGUAUUAAAGUUUCCUCUCAAGUGUGUGUUGUUGGGCAUUGCCUAAAUGGGACCGUAGGCAAUCUUCAGCACUUCAGUUGUCACAGAGCUGGCAGGGGCAUGCUGAGAGUUGAAGUUCUUGCACAGUUUGAGUGCUGAACGUGAUCGUUCCUUGCCCUACCUCUGGUUCUCCUUCUGUUUUCAUAUCUUCCUGAUGUAGAUGUGACACUUGAUUGUUUUUAUCAUUAAUAAUACAUUGUUACGGUGUUUGUUUUAAGGCAAUCUUUAACCUGUGCAUUAACCAUAUUUACGUACUGUAUAGCUGCACUGUGGCUGCCUUGUAUUCCACGUGCCAUUGUCACUUAUUGUCUGUGUCCUCUGAGGUAUAAGGAGAUUUUCUUGAGAAAAGCAAUGGAGACUGCAAUGGAGAAGGAGUCGUGGUGAUAGAAUGAGCCAUACGCACAAGCUGUAAUUGAUGUGAAGUAAAAGGGGUAGUUUCCUUUUAACUAUUCUUGUGCUGGGCAGCACAUUUUAGUAUGGUGUAGAUAUUGACUUUAUUGAUUUUUUAAAUCUGUCUUUUUUUAUUUUUGAACUUUUCCCCUUGUUUCUCGUGCAGCUGUCAGGUUUGGGAUUGUGUGUGUGGUCUGAUUGCUGCAGCUAGGAAGUCGUAACAAUGGAUAGUAAAUGACUUGAAUAUACAGAAGCAACACAGACCCUUUCAGCUUGUUUUGGCUGCAUGGGUCAGAUUCAGCUGCAGGCUGGAAAGGAAGGUUAAUUAGAGAGUUUAAAAGGGACAGUUGCAUAGAAUAUAUUCACCCAUACAGAGAUACAAAAUGUUGAUUCAAAGGUGACUGAUUCACAAAUGAGAACUUUUGUUAACAUUCCCAUAUGGGAAAAGGCAGCAUGGAAUGGAAAUCUUCUAUUCAGUACAUUCUUAUUAUUCUAUAUGGUGUAGUACAGGAAAGGUUUUGUCAUGUUUGUGUAGCAAAUCUGAACGAGCGCUUGGGAUACUGGUGAGCCUGGAAGAAGAUGGCAGCAGAGAAGUGCUGGCUCUAAAUCUAAGGCAAACGCAAUUGGCAAUCUGUUCCAGCGCUGUUAUCUAUCUAAUCUAUCUAUCUCUAUAUAUACACACACAACUCUUAUAUUAAUUGGUCCUGAAGUCGCAUACAUCAGUCACAUGGAAUCCGUUUUAUAGAGGAACAGUGAAUCAGGCCAUAACCUGUUUGUUCUCAUGAUAUUCAAUGGGAAAUGACUAUGUGAGACCUCACUGAGAUCCCAUGCACAAGUUACUUACAGGAAGAAAUCACUGACAUGCACUGAUAGAGGCUCGAAGGAGACUUCACUUGUCACAGGGACUCAACACUGGGCAAAUUUGCUCAUGGGCAGUUACCUAUAGCAACCAAUCAGUGAAUAGCUUUUUGAAGCCAGCUGCAAGUAGGACAAUGAAUGCAGCAAUCUGAUUGGUUGUCAUGGGUCACUGCCCAUGGGCAAAUUUGCCCAGUGUUGAUAAAUAACCCCCACUGACUGAUGUUGGAUGUUCUAAUUUCUCUUUUCCUUCGGGAAACAGUGGAACUGUUCACUUGUACUACAGAGUCUCUCUCUUUCCCAAGUGAUUGUUAUUGGUGGGUGAGUCUAAUGUGCAGACUAGGGGUGUAGACUGUAUAAGCUGUGCCCUCAUAUUUUGUCCGUUAAGGAGAAAUGGCUAGUGAUGAGUAGGGCACCGCUAACCACAAUUAACGGUGAUAAAGACAAUAAUAAUAAUAUUAAUAAUUGUGACUAAACCCUCCUCUAAUACUUAGCAUUACUUUUAUAGGAGAUUUGUUUAAUGUCUAAUCUCUGUAGCAAUAAACUCCCUGCUCUUCAUAUUCAUUGCAGCUUGUGAGUGGUGAAAACAUGUAGUCCUGUUAGUGAGCAAUGACUGGCCAUUCUGUUACUGCAUCAUUGGAAUCCUGUCCUAGAGACAAUGUUUAUUCAGUACAAUCAGGUUUAUAUUAUCCACACGGACCUCAGCUAAUGUGAGAGCUUGGCUCACUGCUAGCACUCCCAUCCACUGACUUCCAUUAAUAUUAGAUCUCACUCCCACGUGUGUCAUGUGCUACAUCCAGCCUGUGUGAUAUUCUGAUUGGAUGAAUCACUAGGGUAUCUGUUGCCCGUGUGAUAUUCUGAUUGGAUGAAUCACUAGGGUAUCUGUUGCCCGUGUGAUAUUCUGAUUGGAUGAAUCACUAGGGUAUCUGUUUCCCCUCUCUAAUCUGUAUACCAGUGUGUCUUACAUGUUUUAUUCCCACAUUAACCAAACAACUAGCUGUGUGACCCAAAUAUAAGUUUUUAUCCGCUGUUACAGGGAGGAAAAAAUCCCACAACAGUUGGUGAUGAUGGUUUAGUUUGGGUGAAUUGUCUGCAAUGUUUUGGGCAGGGACAGGCUGCUGAUAGAGCAACACUAUGACAUCAAGCUAUAGUGUUCAGUACAGGUAUGGGAUCCGUUAUCCAGAAAUGUACUGGAGUUACUGCUUGUCUGAUAUGGAGACACAGAGCCUGGUCUGUAAUGUGCUGCUGCUGUCAGGUUGGAAUUAACGGUCACUGUUUCAAUAAAAAGAAUUGAGCAUUAAACAAGAUUGUACAAGUGCGCGUGCAUAUCAGUAAUGAGUAUAUAGUGAUGUCUGUAGUUCAAUAUACAGAGACAUAACUGUCGCCUGCUUUCUGCCAAGUCUUUGCUGUGUGUGUGGCAGAUGGAGCAUUCAGAAUUAAAGGGAUAGUGUCACAUUAAAGUCUCGGUGGAAUUGCAGUUCUUGUAAUUGUUUUUUUACUUGCUUGGACCAAAACUACUGAAACGAAUCUGUUCGAGCAGCUGCUGCUUGAUCCAACUAAACCUGUAUAGGAGCUGGGCCUUGUCUUGAACACACUUCUGUUUCUAGCCACUUGCAGCUGUUGUGGUGCUGAGUUCUAACUCACAGCCCAAUACUCUUAACACACAGCUCAUUCCAUGUGAGGAACUGUCAGUGCAUUUUUGUAUCAUUGCAGCCCAAGCUGCCAUUCUAUUCAGCAGUAAAUUACUUUUCAGAAAA